ACAGACAGCAUAUUCAAGGCAAGGUAUGACGACCAAUGGUCUGCCGCGCCAAGUCAGUGAGUCACACAGAGAUUUACAGAUCGAUAGACAUACAUACAUGUCGAUUGACGACCGAUUGUAUACGUACAUCAGAUUGACUGACAGCCGUAUGUCUCUCAGAAACACACAGGACCGACAAACGAUCAAAGAACAAAGAGGCAGCAUAGCCCCAACACCCUAUGGGCCACAACACCAGCCACAACUUGUCACUCCCCUACGCGAAUGGGGCGAUCAGGUAGUCAAGUCGAUUGCCCUCCCCCCGUGCCAACACUGCUGCCAUCUUCUGCUGCUUGGGCUGUGAGCGCCGUCGUCGCGCUCGCAGCGGCAGCAGCUGCACUAGCGCUCCUCACAGCCUUCCGCCAAUAGAGGAAAUACCAGGUGGCCAGAGCACCCAGCAAAGUGACGGCAAUCCCCCCGCCCAACAAGGCCCAUCGGCGCCAUUCCGGCGUACCCUCAUCGGAACUCCCACUCCCAGCCUGUGCUGUGGGAGCCGCUGAAAUGAAAGACAGACAGCACACACACGUGUCUCUGAAUCAGUCCAUAGAUAAGUGGGUGUGUGUUUGUGUGCUCGACGGACUUACAGGCUCGUGCCUCGUCCGAAAUGCCGUCACCCGGUGCGAUGGUGGGGGUGACGGCAGGAGGGCCUGUGGGUGGCUGCGCGAUCGGCUUAGAGGGAGGGGGGGCUGAGGGGGCAGGGGGGACACUCGGACGGAUCCCCUCCUCUGGCACGACCUCCGUCGGUGGAAGGAACUUCUCCUCCUCCUUUGCGGGAGGAAAAGUGGCCGGGGGAGCGGCUGUGGUUGUGCUCAUUUCGACGCUUUCUUGUGUUGGCUGUGUGGUCUCGAUUGGCGGCUCGGUGGUUGCGCGAAGGCCUGGAGGGGUGGUGAGAGGCGCGCUGGUCUCAUUCGCCUUCAGGAUCUAAUCAACAACAAGAGAAGAGUUUCCUGUCCUCUGCUCUGUGUGUGUUGGGCGGAGGCGGCUCUCUGUUUUCAGCUCUCUCUCUCUUUCUUUCUGUAUGUGUGUGCGUGUGAGUGUCCUUUUCGUCUGCGUACCAAAUCGGGUGGCUGCGUGUCUGUCGGUGGCAGCGUCGGCAGCCUCGGAACGAAUCCCUCGCCAGGAUCCACCACACCAGGAUCGAUAUUCUCCUCAGGAAGCUCCCCUUCCCCGCCCUCCCCACCCUCCCCAGGCCAUCCGGGAGGAUACUGUGUGUCGGUCUCGUUGUUUUCAGCCUCCUUCCAUGUCUCCUCUGGGUCGUAUGUGUUGUCUGGCGGGAUCUCGGGCGCCUUCGUGGGGUCGGCUGGCGACUCGCACACAAAACAGGGGAGCCGGGCGCCGGGCACGCCCCAACACGACUGGGCACCCCACCUACACACACACACACACACACACAGAGAGAGAGAGGCAGAGACACGCAGACAGCCGGAGAGACAUAGAGGCAUUUCACCGAAAGGAAGACGCAGAAGGAGAGCAAUCGGUGUGUGUUGCGAGGUCAUUUGGGAGGGCUUAUUACCCGUCGGUCCGGAUGGUGACGCAUUUCUCCUGUGGGGGCAGGAUCCGCCAGAUGAGGGCCAGCUCCUCGCCCCAAUUGAGAUAAUUCGUCUCGUCCAAAGUGGCAGUGCUGUCCACCCAUCGCCUGAGACACAAACAGAGAGACAGAUAGACAGACAGACACACAGACAGACUGAGAGGGAGAUCAUCUGUCCACGUGUGAAACGAAAUACAUUGCGUGAAUCUUUCCCCCCUCCCUCCCUCUCUGUGUGUGUCUCUCACUGUCAAUCACACUGUCUGUCCCCCUUGUGUGUGUGUGUGUGUGUGUGUGUGUGUGUGGCAUCACUGAGUACCAUCCAGCCUUUGAAAUGGGCAGUCUGUAUUUCCGCAGGCCAAUCCAGCACUCACUGCCCAUCUUCAGCGCCUCCUCCAGCACCACAAAGUUCUCAUAUUCGUCCCGUAUGGUCGCCAGGCUGCUGCCCUUGUCGCCCACGUCCAUGCAGAUCCGAUUGGCCUCGGUCCAGGUUUUGCCGCCCAGUAGCCCCAGUGGGUCGCGGUCGCCCAUUUGGUAGAAGAAUGACUUGUAGCAUCCCUCUCCUGCCUGGGUCCAGGAGGUGUCGGGGCAGCCAAACACUGCUGCAUGCGACGACAAACCGGAGAGGCAAAAAGAAAAGUGUGUGUAGAUGGGUGCCAGAGAGAUGGGCGGUAGAGGAAAGGCCCCACGAGGGCCAAUCGCAUAGCAAUACGCACACAGUGGUGUUUUCUCACCAUGAGGGCCUCUCCAUAUGGACACGAGGAGCACCACAGCCGUCAGCUGCACUACCGACAUCGAGAGGAAAGGAGCAGAAGG
Messenger RNA from Vitrella brassicaformis, 2377 nucleotides. NCBI's taxonomy places the organism in Eukaryota, Vitrellaceae. The record is from the annotation of a GenBank genome assembly.